This is a messenger RNA of Mya arenaria, 2375 nucleotides long. RefSeq lists its product as uncharacterized. Gene Ontology annotation, molecular function: protein binding. The coding region runs from base 306 to 1523 and encodes 405 amino acids. NCBI's taxonomy places the organism in Eukaryota, Metazoa, Mollusca, Bivalvia, Myida, Myidae. The transcript is spliced from 7 exons. The record is from RefSeq and is a predicted model, not a curated record.
UGGAAAUAUCAAGAUUCUUAUUUGUUUAAAAUCAAACUUGAAACAGAAACAACUAUUGUUACAUGUAAUUGUUUCAUAGGAAUGGCUCAUCGAAAAGUCCUAGCUCUUAAAGGGAAAUGACCGUACAUUCUUAUUUAAAGACAUUUAACGCUUUGCGGCAGUAAGACAGCUUCUUAACUUCAUGUAAAGAGUAUACCCUUUCCAGCCUAUUUCUUCAAUAAAGGUUUAUCACCGACUUAGAUAACAUAAGUAUAGUAAACACACAAACUGCUCUUGUGUUAUUAUUCAAAUAUUUUCAAUUAAAUAUGGAUGAAGAGAAGGCAUCAUCAACGGAGCAUUUGUUGUGGGUUAGACAGGGAUCUAACAGGCGAGAAAUUCUUUCAAAAAAUGUGAAGAUAUUUUUGUUAACACUGGUUGUGGCGUUGUUAAUAUCAAUAUGCACACUUUCAAUCGUGGCUGUAAUAUACAGCUACCAUGCAUGGGCAGAUAUUGCACAGAUUAAAAAUGAACUUGAAGAGAAAUACGACAGUGAUAUUGUUAAUACAACUCCGCAGGCGGUAUCAGAGUGGUUAAAAAACUUUGAUGGAGAAUUUGACUCAGAGAGCGAGGAAGAAUUCUUGGAUGAUGCAGAUUACGAUUAUGAUGACAGUGAAGACUACGAAGAUGAAAUUUCUGUGAAGGAAUACGACGACAGUGAUGCAUCCGAUGGUGACGAAGACCUGGAUAACAGCGAUGAGUAUCAUUAUGGAUCUGGGGAUAGCCUGUCCGAAGGAGUUGCUGGAAAGAGGAUUAUCGAAAAGAGGGACGCUGAAGACAGCGCGGACUUCUUCGUUAAAGACGAGAAAAGGGUUUCUGAAACAGAUAACAUAGGUAGAAGCAAACGGGCGAAAAAAGGAAAAAGGAGACUUGCAAAGAUUGCAAAGAAAGUCAAGGAAAUGGAGGGAGAUAUAAAGGCUUUGACAGAGGAGCUUAAAAAGAAAAGCAGCAGUAACCUGAAAGCCGCCCAUUUCGUCGAUAGGUUUUCUGACGAUUUUGUAAAACGCAAUUUACAGGCCUACAGUGAAUAUGAAAUGCCAGUUAAAUGCGAGUUUAUAUCAUCGCUGGACGGAAUAUUAUGUUUGAACAAAACAUUCACCCCGAAGACAUCCGCCGCACUGAAGAUCUUUAAAGAAGCAGACUGGGUGAAAGAUUCACCGGUGACUCUAACCAACAACUCUAAGGCCGUGGUCAAGAAAUCAGGAUUGUUCUUCGUUUAUGCAUCGGUUAUGCUAGAAGGAAGAGAACAAAAGAAGACGAUUUCAAUCAUUUUCAAAAACCAAAACGGGACAGCGAUCGGCAAUUACACGUGCCAAACGGGUGUGCACGUGGCUCACUUUGGAAGCAAUGCAACACAAUCCCAAACCUGUUCCAUUCAAGGCCUAAUGUCCCUGAAUGCAAAAGAUACUAUUGAGAUAUUUGGCAAGAAAGACUCCGCUGGCCUCUUGACAAACUUUGGCGUUAUUCAGAUCAGCCAAACUAGCUAGGCAUAUCAAAGUUUGUCGACGAUGGUUGUGGGUAAUUGACAGGCUCUUCUUUAGGCAGCAUUUUAUAAGCAUAUUCCAAACAAUUGCGUGUUUGUUUAUUUGUUUUGAAAUCAUUGAAUAUGGCUUAGUGAUUCAUGAGAAUAAAUAGCGUUUUAGCCAUUGAGUUGAUAGUGUUGUACUUAUCAAAGCUGGAUAAACAACAUUCAGUCAAUCUCUGCAUAUAUACAUGGCGUGUAAGAUCCGUGUUGCAGGAUGUGUAUGAAAUGCAGUGAUCUCUACAAAUAAGGGCGAAUGAUCAUGGGUGGUUUUCAAUAUGCAACACAAGUCAUUCUCAUGGUCAUACAUCAUUGACUUCAUUCACUGUAUAUACCCGUUAUUUAUAUCAAACACUCCGAUUAGCUACAUCGUUCAUAGGUUCAUAAAAGACUAAUAUUGAAUACCAUCCCAAAUUUAAAAACAUGGAUUGACAAUGGAUGAUUGUUUAGAAUUUUGCUAAAGUUAACAAUUUUUGUUGUUACGUGUGAUCUGCGAUGUUCCUUUCAACAUUUGAGUCAACUGUUUAAGUUAAACUUGUUUUAUUUAAAUAUAUUAGCACAACAUCAAACAGUUCAUCCUUGAAAGUUAACAACGAUGUCGUUAAGUUGAACAACUGUGCCAAUGUGUGUUAUGUAAAUAAUUUCAUAUGUAACAUAUCAUUUGUUAACUGCUCGUAUAGAUGCUUUUUGUAUAUAUAUUUUGGGUAUUUAUUUGUUGUUUAUUUAUUUGAAAGUAUGACUUUAUAGUAUGAAUUCACAUUGCAUGACAGUCUUACUAUGGUAAUUGUACUAAUUAAAAUAUACGUCUAAAAUCAUA